CAUGCAUUACUACAAAUAUUAAAGAUAACAUAUAUUAGAUGAUGAGAGCGUUACAACAAAAAACAUAGCAAUUUUGACAAGUACUGGAUACAGAUAAAUAAUGUAGAUAUCGGUGGCAAGUUUUAUGUGUGGCAGAAGUUGUCUGACAAUGGAGCUGAUAGUAACCCAUUCUAACGAAAUACACAGUAAUGCAAAGAAUGCAAUAUGCACCUGUAUUGGAAAACAACUGUCAAAGACUACUGGGUUUCCUUCAUUUACACGCGAUCAACUACAGUGAGAACAUGUAGUUUGAUACUCGACACCCGUGCGUGAAAAGCUGUCUGCUUAACUGAAGGAUUCCCAGCUUAAAGCGUUACCUAUCUCAAGAUCUACGGACUCUGCGUGCCGUACUUAAGGUUCGCACGUCACAGAACUGUUGGUUUGAGAACCUUAAAAUGCUUCUGUACGCCGAAAAUGCUGCGAUCAAAGCUUAUAGCAGAACUGAGACAAGUGGGGAUAUUAUAUCCACAGAGAAAGCUCGGAGCUUGACGUCCAGACAAGCACAACAAAGAGUUCGGGGGUGACAGAAGCUUACGCUGGUAUCGGUAAGUUCAUUGCUAUCAUUAGCAAGCCUUUGGGUAUCAUUGAAAACUUCUCAGACGUAAGUUGAAAGGAUCGGGAACGAUUUUUCCGCUCUUUUCUCCAAACAAACGUAUAUGCAGUAAAGCGUUACGUUGAUGGGUGCACCGAGGACUAAGGAAGAGCCAUCUACACUAAACGUUGUAACAUCUAUACAUAGACUGGAAAUUCUCCCUUCACGCCCAUUUUCUGUGCGCACGAGCUUAAGAGUUCAUUGUCGAGCGGAAGGGAGUUUUUAAAGAAUGGUUGGAUGGAAAGAGUCAUAAAGAUUACAGAUUAUCGCGCACCAUGUCGUAAAGAUGAAGAUACGACAAUCUGUACAAGUAACGUUCUGUCUACAGCACGUCUAAAAUAACAUAUUUAGCGAAUCCAACAGUCAGAUAUUGCUGAUAUCAGGUCAGCACGUAAGGUGGAAACUAAUAAAUCUACCAUUACCGAUGACUUAACUGGGGAAAAUAGAGCGGAAAUUUGUGGAACAGGAAGCAGUCGUUGCCGCAAAGUACCCAAUUGACGUGAGGUUGUUCUUAACGAUGGGCUAAGAUUAGCUGGAAGCGAACUUUUUGAUCUUGUCAGUGGAUAACCCCGGUGUUAUCUCCGGUAGUUAGUGAGAUUGACGGCGUGUCUGUGCAGAUAUAGGGAGACCGGCGGCUCGUGUGACGUCCCAACACCACAGGCUCCAGCCCAAACAACAUGUCGGCGAACAUCCGGGGGAAGACCAUGGCGGUUCUACUCGUCAUACUUGUGGCCGUGGCCUCCGAGUCACGGUUUGCCGACAGACUUCCUGGUUUUCCAGGUCUACAGCAGACACCAGGCCCCUACGGUCACAGGAAGCCCGGCACGACUCCACUGCGGUCCUGGAUACACGAAAGUCGGUGGCGCCCCUGGAAGCCGGCCGGGGUCGUCCAGACCAGCGAAGGGUCUUCGGCAGGCUUCGGGCUGCUGCACGAGUGGUUCCGAAUCGGCUCGAAGAGGUCCGGAGGCGCCUGGGUGGCGGACACGAACAUGGACGAUAUUUCUCCGAAUAUGUUCAGCCUCCACGGAAAAAGAAAUGUCUCCUAACACUUACGUGUGUUAGUCAAACCACCCCUUCCUAUACCUCAUGAUUAUCAUCGGUAUCAGACAUGAACCGCAGGGGAUUUUAUCUAACUGAGUAAAGCUACGUGCCUGGAGCACACAUUGCUCUAAUAUGGCGUUCAUAGGAUAUAAAAUGU
This is a messenger RNA of Branchiostoma belcheri (Belcher's lancelet), 1829 nucleotides long. RefSeq lists its product as uncharacterized. NCBI's taxonomy places the organism in Eukaryota, Metazoa, Chordata, Leptocardii, Amphioxiformes, Branchiostomatidae. The transcript is spliced from 2 exons. The record is from RefSeq and is a predicted model, not a curated record. The coding region runs from base 1309 to 1677 and encodes 122 amino acids.